Lobosporangium transversale is the source of this 617-nucleotide messenger RNA. RefSeq lists its product as hypothetical. The annotation marks the transcript as partial. The transcript is spliced from 2 exons. The record is from RefSeq and is a predicted model, not a curated record. NCBI's taxonomy places the organism in Eukaryota, Fungi, Mortierellomycota, Mortierellomycetes, Mortierellales, Mortierellaceae. Gene Ontology annotation, cellular component: endoplasmic reticulum.
CACGCAAGUUACACAUCUUGACAUUUGUGGAGCUCUCCAUCAAAAAGCAUUUCUUUUUCACUACCAUCCAAAUUAUUCUACUUCCCUCUCUUUCUCUCUCUUUCUUCUUCCCUUCAUUAAAGCAACAACAAUCAAGCAGCUCUCACACGACACGGACUGGACCUGUCAUAAUAUUCUACAAACAUCUUAAACAGCAAUAUACUUUUUCCUCGUAAUAACAAAUACACCAUGACCACUGCAACUCCCCCCGCCAUUCGUGUCCGUAAUGCCAAAUAUCAGGCUAAUGUCACAAAGCGUGGCCAGGUCAAGUCAUCAACUCAGGCAGAGAAGAAGGCAGCCAAAAAAUCAGUAGUAAACCCAUAUCUCGUCGCAUUUCUGUUGGUUGUUCUCUGUGGCGGAGCCUUCUUUGAGGUCCUCAAAUUGUUCGGCGCCGACAUCGAUAACUAAGAAUAUGAAGGAGAUAACUCCAUGAUAACACUUGACAGCUGGGCUGGACAGUUUUACAUGGCGGGAUAACACAAAAUUGAUAAGACCAGAUAAAGAAAAAAGGAUCGGCUCCACAAGGGAAGGCAUCAGGACAUAUUUGUCCCUUUUGAACAGUACCAUCCUAAGGGUGU